AUGGGCAACCUCACCAUGGUGACAGGAUUCCUCCUCAUGGAUUUUUCCAACACAUGGGAGCUGCAGGUCUUACACGCCAUGCUCUUCUUGCUAAUUUACCUGGUGGCCCUGAUGGGAAACCUGUUUAUCUUCACCCUCAUCUCUCUAAAUAGCCAUCUCCACACCCCCAUUUACUUCUUCCUGAAAAAACUGUCCUUUUUAAAUCUCUGCUUCUUUACUGUCAUUGUCCUCAAAUCUGCUUCCCAUGUCUUUCUAGAGGUAUUAUUUAUAGCAUCAGAUAUUUUUCUCCUUACAGCAAUGUCCUUUGACCACUAUGUGGCCAUCUGCCAGCCCCUGCACUAUGCAACUAUCAUGAAAAGAGAAGUUUGUGUGUGGUUGGUAACUUUGUCAUGGCUCAGUGGUGCUCUCUUUGGGACUUUGUACUCAGUUAGUAUAUUUUCUUUGCCCUUCUGUGGCUCCAAGGAGGUCCAUCAGUUCUUCUGUGAUGUCCCUUCCUUACUCAGGAUCUCCUUUUCUGACACACACACUACAGUUUAUUUGAGUAUCGGUAUUGGUUUCAGUUUGAGGAUUUUCUGCUGUAUUUCCAUCAUUAUCUUAUAUAGUCAUAUCUUCCCAACUGUUCUGAAGAUUCCCACCACAGAAGGUCGAUCAAAAGCUUUCUCCACUUGCCUGCACCACCUCAUUGUUUUCAUUGUUUUUGUCAUAACUUCAGCAAUGGCUUAUCUAAAGCCACUUUUGGACUCUGACUUAGUUCUGGAUCUAUUAUUGUCUAUUUUCUAUACAGUGGUACCCCCAACCCUGAACCCUUUAAUCUAUACCUUGAGGAACAAGGACAUAAAGAUUUCUCUGAAGAAGCUAAUGACCUUGCAACACUCAUCAAAGAGAUUAAUUCAAAAAUCUUUUCCGUGA
Molecule: messenger RNA, 909 nt
Organism: Gracilinanus agilis (Agile Gracile Mouse Opossum)
Lineage: Eukaryota; Metazoa; Chordata; Mammalia; Didelphimorphia; Didelphidae
Product: olfactory receptor 14A2-like
Exons: 1
Coding region: 1-909 (302 amino acids)
Biological process (GO): G protein-coupled receptor signaling pathway
Cellular component (GO): membrane
Molecular function (GO): G protein-coupled receptor activity; olfactory receptor activity; odorant binding
Source: RefSeq, a predicted model, not a curated record